CCUAAACCUGAGGCUAUGGGCCGUCCUGCAUAGAAUCUGGCCCUUGAGCGCCAAUUCCGCACAGACAGAAACGCGUGCAAACUCGUGCUGUUUAUAAUUGUGAAUAGAUCAUUAUUUUAUACCGUCACUGUUGAAAACUGUUCAGGCGCAUUCUUUCUAGGUCUGUGAACUUUUUCCUUCCGACAGGCACACAAGAGGCCUGUCACGCAUGUCGGUAACAUAUGCAUACGGCAUACAGAAUACAUAUCAAGAGAACAAGCACUCGGUUUUGACGUUGGCCGGUUUUCGUCUGUCCUGUCCUGGACCCCUUCGCGGGCACGGCGGGGUGUGGGCUACCUGCGCCCACAGCGGGUGCACGGUCCCACGGUCCCAAGGGCUAUGGUGCUACGCACUUCCGCUCUGGGGCAAACCGGUCCUGCCGUGUGCAGUGGGGCUAGCGGGCCCCCGCUUGUGCGCUGCAGGGCCCCUCGCACGUCACUGCGCUUAAUCCUGCGCAUUAAUAAUAUGGGCAUACGGCGCGUGUGCCGCUGGGGCAGCAUUCAGGCCUGAUGCCAGUCAGAUGCUGCUGCCUAGCUCUCCGCGCUGCUGGCGCGUGGGCCGGCGGCGUGGCGGGCGUUGGCAUCGGCCACGCUGCAUGCGCCUGGCGGCGCUGCCUCCGCGCCACCUGCCCCCCAGGUAUGACUGCUGCUUGCGCAGAGCCUGGGGUGGCGGCACGGUGCGGCUGAAGUGCCAUUGCUGACCCUCACGGUGAAGCAGGCAACCCAGCUUCAGCUUGCGCCUGCAUACGACACACUACGCGUGCGUCACUUGGCACUCAGCCACGAGGCCUAAGGCGCCACGCCGCCCGCGGAGCAUUUCGUGCGCUGCAGCACUGGUGCGGCUGUGGAUUUUGGUAUGGAAGCCGCGACACAAGGAACCGCUCUUGCGCCUGGCAGUCAAUGGAACCGCUGGCUUCGGGAUGCAUGCAGCGCUGGUCGCGGAGGGGCGUGCGGAGAAGUGGCCAUGUGGGAUUCGGAUGACUGCUGGCAGGGGCAACCCUGACUGCUGGGGAGAGGGCUCAUCAUUUCUGGGACUGAGUGGUGGCGGGGGCUCUGAGUGAUAUACUGUUAUGCCAUGUUACAAGGGCAUGCAGGUGUGGAUACCGCACAGAACAAGAUGUGGCUGGUGCAAGUGCCACCCGCGCUAUUGCAGGGGGUGUGGGACAUCGUGUAAUUGGCUGCUGUUGCGGCAAUGGAAUACGACCGACAGCGCAUUUACGCGUGCCGUGGAUUGCGGAGGUUGCUGUUCUGCGAAGGAUUUGUGUGGAGCUGCGUACUUGCCAGGGCUGGACGUGCAUGGACAGCAUGGUAGUUGACGCGAGUUGUAGUGGCUGCGCGAGUGGGAGCGGGUAAUUGCGCGGGCGGACGGCUGGGACGCUGCGAUUGCGGGCUGCAGUCGAGCGUGCGUGGCUGGCUGUUGGCGCGCGGCGCGGCUGGGAACGGACAGUUGCGAUAUGCGUGCGGCGCCGUCUGGUAAAGAUGCGUGCCGCGCUGGCUGGCUCAGAUGGAAAUG
Messenger RNA from Chlamydomonas reinhardtii, 1551 nucleotides. RefSeq lists its product as uncharacterized. The transcript has 2 exons. Bases 379 to 549 code for a protein of 56 amino acids. The record is from RefSeq and is a predicted model, not a curated record. Lineage: Eukaryota; Viridiplantae; Chlorophyta; Chlorophyceae; Chlamydomonadales; Chlamydomonadaceae.